Messenger RNA from Apis laboriosa (Himalayan honeybee), 2422 nucleotides. Its product is annotated as protein-associating with the carboxyl-terminal domain of ezrin. Lineage: Eukaryota; Metazoa; Arthropoda; Insecta; Hymenoptera; Apidae. Gene Ontology annotation, molecular function: protein kinase activity; ATP binding. Gene Ontology annotation, biological process: protein phosphorylation. The record is from RefSeq and is a predicted model, not a curated record. The coding region runs from base 341 to 2233 and encodes 630 amino acids. The transcript is spliced from 5 exons.
UUAAUAUUUUUUUAAUGUUAAAUAAUAAUAAAUAGUAUAAUAAAUUCAAUAAAAGUAUAUAUUUUUAAUACAACACAGAAAACCGAUGAAAUAGAUUUUCUUACAGUCAUAUCAUGUAUCUGAGACAUCUAUCGUAUUAAAAAUAGUUGAUCAUAAUUCGUCACCGUGAAGUAUUUUAAAGUUAAAAGUUAAAACGAUCAUAAGAAAAUUUUUUAUAAUAAAAAAAAGUUUUUUUAUAAUAAAAAAUAAAUGUUUGUUAUUUAAUUAUUUCUUUUAAUCAUUGCUUAGUGUAUAAUAAUAUAGUGUAUAAAUUCCUUUUCUCAAGAAAUCAACAAAAUUAAUGGGGAAUGAAAAAAGUGCCCUUAAUGGGCUUAAAAUUAAUGAACAACCUGUGGAAAUAACAGAUUUUUGGAUACAUUAUAUGGCUUAUAUGAAUGGUCAUAAUAUACAAAAUAUUUCAGUAUUUAUCAGUGAACCAUCUUUGCAUUAUAAUGCAAAUUUUGGAAAUCCAUCGCCUUUAGAAAAAGCUGCAAAGAAUUUAAUGUUAUAUAGACAUCCUUGUAUAUUGAAGUAUGUUUCUUCAUGGUCGAAAGGUGGUAAAUUUUUUCUAGCUACUGAACAAGUUAAACCUUUAAUUCAAUCAAUAGAAAAUCAAAGUACAUUGCAAAUAUGCAUGGGCCUAUAUAGUAUUUUACGUGCAUUAGUUUUUCUUCAUGAGAAAGCAUAUAUGUCUCACAAUAAUCUUUGUGAAAGUUCCAUUUAUGUUACACUAGAAGGAUGUUGGAAACUUGGUGGAUUAGAAUGUUUAUGUAAAUUUAAAGAUUUAACUUCUUUUUAUUUGCAAAGAAUAAGAAAGUAUAGAUAUGAAAAAGCAAUAUCUUCUAAUGAAGAUACAAUUUUCAUUUCAAAAAAUUUUAGAACAAUUGAUGUAUAUGCAUUUGGAGUUUUAGCAGAAGAUACAUUAAAAUUAAAGGAUCCAGCCGAUGUACCCAGUCUUUUAGAAUUUAAACAAUUUUGCAAAGAAAAUCUGCAAAAUCCAGAUCCUUCUUUACGAACUGAAUUAUCUCAUAUACUUCAACAUCCAUUUUUCACCCAUGAUUUCAUGAAAAUAUAUGCAUUUUUAGAUGAAUUACCUUUAAAAAAUAGUCAAGAAAAAGAAAUAUUUUUUAGAACCUUAAUAAAAAAAUUGAAGAUAUUUCCUGAAAAUAUUAUUGCAGAACAAUUAGGUCGUUUAUUGCUUUCAAGAAUGGUUUUAUUAGACAUAACAGCUCAAGAACAGCUUUUACCAUUUAUUUUAAAACCAAAAGAUGAAAAUGACAAGACAAGUAGUAACUUAUUUUCAAUUUCUACAUUUAAAGUCUACUUGGUACCCAAAUUGUUGCAGAUGUUUUGUAUACGAGAUGUAUCAAUACGUUUAGUGCUUUUAUCACAUUUUAAUUCAUUUGUUUACACAUUUCAAGAUGAUGAAUUAAAGUCUCAAAUACUUCCUGAAUUACUUGUUGGAAUUAAAGAUACAAAUGAUCAUCUUGUAUCUGCAACAUUAAAAGCAUUAGCCGAUAUAGUUCCCAUCCUAGGUGCUGCAACUGUAAUUGGCGGAAAAAGAGGAAAGUUAUUUACAGAUGGACGACCAAAUAAAUUAAAAGAUAACAACGAAAUUGACAAUAACAUAAAUAUUGCUCAACUUACUAUUCCUAUGAGUAUUCAAAAAAUAAUUGAUUUACCUGAAAGACCAUCUCCAGAUGGUGGUGAAGAUAAAAAAGAGAUUACAUCUUCAAUUAUCGAAGAAGAAUACACAUGGUCUGAUUGGGAUGUACAAGAAACAGGAAACAUUCUUAAAAUUUUACAGCCUUCCAACAAAAUAUCUCAAUUCCAAUCAAAAUCCAAUGACAUUUCAAUUCCUAAUUCAACAUUGAAAAUUACUACAGAUGUAGUAUUAAACAAAAAUAAAACUACUGAAUUAAAAUUAACAAAAAAGUCGUCUAUUUUAUCCGAUAUUUCAGAACUUGAUAUUAAAAAUUCAAAAUUAAUUGAUUCCAUUAAAGAAGAAUAUAAUUAUUUCACAGAUAUGGAGCCUGUGAUAAAAAAAACACAAAUUUUGCAUGUACAACAACCACAAAUAAUAAAAAGUGUAUUUGAUGUGACAGUAUUAAACGAAUUAGUUGAAGAAAAUAAUGGAUGGGAAGAAAAUUUAAGCGAUUGGGAGACUGAAGAUUCUCAAGAAGUAAAAAAUUAAAAAAAAAUAUAUAUAUAUAUAUUAAAUAAAUAUACAUAUAUAAUUUUUUUAUUAUAUUUCUUGUAUUUUAAAGUAACUUAACUAAAAUUACUUAUUUAUUUUCUUAAAAUUUAUUUAAAAUUUAUUUUUUGAAUACAUCAAUAUUGUUUGUUAUUACAAUGUUAAUAUGCAUUACAAAUAUAUUGUAAU